GAAUAAAAUGAAGAUGGAGACAAACUGGGUGUGUCGUGAGGAGUCUGGACUCUCAACGACAAUCCGGUACCAAAUCCAUCCAUAGUCAUACCCAGAUAAAGAUGGAUACACGUGCUUAUUCCAUUGAUGCACACGUGACCUCGGAAGGUACCUGGUAGUGAGCCCAGAGAAGGGAGGAUUAUGGGACCUGUGGAGGUUCACAGUGUGGGGGGAUUUGGAGAGGGGAGUGAGGUUUUUGGAGGGUUCGGAGGAGGUGGAUGAGGAAGUGUUGUAUGGGUUAGCGAGUGAUAACAGAUGGGUCAUUGCGGUUUCGAUCGUAGUUCGCAAGAUCAUUGCUUUCUCUGCCAAACCCAUGGAGUAUUCGGGUUAUGUUGUGGACUUCAUCCUCAAUCUCCUCUCUCUCAAUGGGAACCUCCUUGGCUUGCUCUACAACAUUGUUCAUGGAAAGGUAGCAAUUCCGAAGAGAGGCACGGAGACUUUUAUCAGUACAAUCGGCCAAAUAGAUGGGCGGAUAGACCUAUACAGGGCCAAGUACUUGGUGGAAGAAGUGGGAGAUUCUGCAUAUGAGGAGAGAGAAAUGAAGGUAGAACCGGGUAGUAGAGCUCUAAUGGACUUGUGUAUCAUGGCAUCCAAGUUAGCAUAUGAGAAUGCCGAGGUUGUUGGAAAUGUAGUAAUUCAUCACUGGAAGAUGCAUUUUGUGGACUUCUACAACUGCUGGAAUGAUUAUCAAAAGGGGAACUGCACUCAAGUGUUCAUUCUAUGUGACAAGCCAAAAGAUGCCAGUUUGAUAUUGAUUAGCUUCAGGGGCACAGAGCCUUUUGAUGCUGAUGAUUGGAUUACUGAUUUUGAUUAUUCUUGGUACGAGAUUCCUAAAUUGGGAAAAGUCCACAUGGGAUUCCUAGAAGCCUUAGGUUUGGGCAACAGAGCCGAUGCUGUCUCCUUCAAAAAUCACCUACUGAUGAAGGACGCAAAAUUCACCCGAACAGAAGGUGCAGAAUCAGUAAUCUCAGAAACCAGUUCUAAUUCUGAACAGAAACAAAGUGCAUACUAUGCUGUAAGAAGUAAGCUCGAGAGUUUACUGAAGGAGCACAAGAAUGCCAAAUUUGUAGUCACUGGGCACAGUUUGGGUGGGGCGCUGGCCAUAUUGUUUCCAGUAAUUCUAUUGCUGCACGAGGAAAUGGAGAUCAUGCAAAAGUUGCUGGGUGUAUACACAUUCGGACAGCCAAGAGUUGGUGACAGGCAGCUGGGAAACUUUAUGCGAGCCCAUGUAAUGCAACCAGAGGCAAGGUAUUUUAGGGUGGUGUACUGCAAUGACUUGGUUCCCAGGUUACCUUACGACGACCAAACCUUCCUAUAUAAGCAUUUUGGGGCAUGCCUUUACUACAACAGCUGUUACAUUGAGCAAGGUCAAUUGCUAAGCUGGCUUCUUAUUGAUGUUUCAAUUGCACGUGUGAAGGAAGUGGAUGAGGAACCAGACCCGAAUUUCUUUGGGUUAAGAUACAUGAUUCCAGUGCAUCUAAAUGCGGCAUGGGAGUUAAUCAGAAGUUUAACAAUGGGAUACACACAUGGACCAGAGUACAAGGAGGGAUGGUUCUCCAUCUUAGUCAGGUUUGUGGGACUGGUCGUCCCCGGAAUUGCUGCUCAUUGCCCUACAGAUUAUGUCAACACCAUGAGGCUUGGGAAGAAGCGCGUUGUUCAAAUGUCCUCUUUCUGAGUAAUUUUCUGUGGUGAAUAAUGUUGCUGUUUAAGUGUCCUCUUUCUGAGCUAUUCUCUAGGGGAAUAAUAUCUGCAAUAAUGCAGAUCAAGGCUGCUGUAUUGAAGUUCAAAUGUCUUUUUUACUUCCAAGUGCAACUUGUGCUUAGAGAGUUCAUUAAGAUUUUUCUGGCUCCACAAUCUUGUUCUUCAUUUUAGAGUUUCUGGGUUUGAAGAUCCAGUUUGGUCAUUUUCUGUAGAAAUGUGUAAUAACAGUAUUGCUUGAAAAUUUGUUGUA
Messenger RNA from Tripterygium wilfordii, 1990 nucleotides. Its product is annotated as triacylglycerol lipase OBL1. Gene Ontology annotation, biological process: lipid metabolic process. Lineage: Eukaryota; Viridiplantae; Streptophyta; Magnoliopsida; Celastrales; Celastraceae. The transcript has 6 exons. The record is from RefSeq and is a predicted model, not a curated record. Gene Ontology annotation, molecular function: triacylglycerol lipase activity. The coding region runs from base 353 to 1714 and encodes 453 amino acids.